UCCAGUGUAAAACGGAUGUGACGUUCGUCGACGCAGGAUCUUGUGUUCCGUGGUGAAACAAAAUGGCGAAUCUCGUGGAGGUUACUUCCCAGCAGCAGCUCGAAGAGUUAUUUGGCAAAGCAGGGAAAUGUCUUACAGUGUUACACUUCCAGGCGGCGUGGGCUCCUCAGUGUGUCCAAAUGAACGAGGUAAUGGCCGAGCUAGCCAAAGAGCAUACACACGUCACUUUUGUGAAGCUCGAGGCGGAAGCGGUGCCAGAGGUGUCUGAGAAGUACGGCGUUUCCUCUGUGCCCACUUUCCUGUUUUUUAAGGCGGGGGAGAAGAUAGACAGCCUGGAUGGUGCCCAUGCUUUAGAGCUUACUAAGAAGGUGCAACGUUUGGCAGUAAGCGGAGGACAAACUGGAGCCGAUGAAAACAGCGGCACUGAUCUAAACCAACGGCUAAAGAAGCUGAUCAACACGGCGCCAUGCAUGCUGUUUAUGAAGGGCACCUCCCAGGAGCCGCGUUGCGGUUUUAGCCGCCAGAUAGUGGCCCUGCUUAAGCAGCAUAACAUCCAGUUCAGCACUUUCGACAUAUUGUCCGACGAGGAAGUCCGACAGGGGCUAAAAACCUACUCCAACUGGCCCACCUACCCCCAGCUUUAUGUGAAUGGAGAGCUAGUGGGAGGGUUAGACAUAGUGAAAGAGUUGGCUGAGUCUGGAGAGCUGGAAAACACUUGUCCCACGGCUGUCACCUUGGAGCAUCGGCUAAAGAUCGUCAUCAACAAGAGUCCAGUCGUGCUCUUUAUGAAGGGCAACAAAGAGACUGCCAGAUGUGGUUUCAGCAGGCAGAUCCUAGAGAUUUUGAACAGCACUGGAGUGGACUAUGACACCUUUGAUAUUUUGCAGGAUGAAGAGGUGCGUCAGGGUCUAAAGAUUUACUCCAACUGGCCGACCUACCCCCAGCUUUAUGUGAAAGGAGAACUGAUUGGAGGUUUAGACAUAGUCAAGGAGCUCAAGGAAAGUGGAGACCUGGUAUCAACGCUCAAGGGGGAAUGCUAGGCAUUGACAGGCUGCUACAAAGAGCGGGAGAUCAAGAAGAUACACGCUCACACUCAGUUGCCAUGAAAAGAGAGAGAAAUGAUUAGAAAAUUAAAGAUAAUUCUCAAACCGUCACUGGUUUUUCUUUCAUAUUGGAUCACAGGGUUUACUUAAAAUAACCAUAUAUAACAAUGUAUCCGUGCAGGUUGUUACGUUGAAUCUAGUUUUAAUAAUUUAAAAUGCCAAAAAAAAAAAGAGUUGACUUUAUCUUAACAUGUUCAGUACAAUUUUGUAUUUCUGUUAUAACCUAUUCACCAGCUUGCAACAGUUUUACACCUGAAAACUAUUUCGUUGCAAGCUCUCUCUCUCUCUCUCUCUCUCCUCAGCCUUAACCCUGCUGUUUAUUUCUUCAUUGGUUACGACAUGAUUAAACUACAUUUCUUCAAACAA
Messenger RNA from Cynoglossus semilaevis (tongue sole), 1469 nucleotides. It is a transcript of the gene glrx3, whose product is annotated as glutaredoxin 3. The record is from RefSeq and is a predicted model, not a curated record. The coding region runs from base 63 to 1040 and encodes 325 amino acids. The transcript has a single exon. Gene Ontology annotation, cellular component: nucleus; cytosol. NCBI's taxonomy places the organism in Eukaryota, Metazoa, Chordata, Actinopteri, Pleuronectiformes, Cynoglossidae. Gene Ontology annotation, biological process: intracellular iron ion homeostasis.